Phoenix dactylifera (date palm) is the source of this 2793-nucleotide messenger RNA. RefSeq names its product dof zinc finger protein 1-like. The record is from RefSeq and is a predicted model, not a curated record. Gene Ontology annotation, biological process: regulation of DNA-templated transcription. Gene Ontology annotation, molecular function: DNA-binding transcription factor activity; DNA binding. NCBI's taxonomy places the organism in Eukaryota, Viridiplantae, Streptophyta, Magnoliopsida, Arecales, Arecaceae.
UUAUUUUAGAAUCCAUCACCACAUCUCUCUCUCUCUCUCUCUCUCUCAGAGAUAUGAAAGGCCACAGCACAUCACAAUUCCACUCAGGCCAGCCAAAGACAUUCCUUCUGUGAGGAAAGCUCUGGUUCUUCUUCUUCUUCUUCUAAGGGUAGGAGAUUAGAAUUGCUCUUCUUUGGAUCACAGGAGGCCAUCAGGCAAGUCCCACAAGGAAAUCUUGCAUGGAUACUGCCCAGUGGCCUCAGGAGAUAGGGUUGGUGAAGCCCAUGGAGGAGCUGGUGUCGUCCACCACCGGCAGCACUACCACCAGGCCUCAUCCGAUGGAGAGGAGAGCCAGGCCCCAGAAGGAGCAAGCCCUCAACUGCCCCAGGUGCAACUCCACCAACACCAAGUUUUGCUACUACAACAACUACAGCCUAACCCAGCCCAGGUACUUCUGCAAGACCUGCAGGAGGUACUGGACUGAGGGUGGGUCCCUCAGGAAUGUCCCUGUGGGCGGUGGCUCCAGAAAGAACAAGAGGUCCACCAACUCCUCCUCCUCCACCGCCACCCCUGCCUCCCCCGCCGCCGCCAUCUCGUCCACUGUCACAGCGGCAACAUCCAUGGUCUCCACCUCCAGGAAGCUGCCACCUGAGCUGAGCCCCACCCCCACCCCCAUCUCUCUACCCACCUCCUCUCAGAACCCAAAGUUCCACGAGGGCCAGGACCUCAACCUGGCCUUCCCUCAUCACAGCCUGCAGGAGUUCAACGACUUCCCCAACUUGGAAAGCAGCAGCAACAACAACAACAGCAGAAGUAAUAGUGGGAGCAUUCCAUGCACUGCUGUUGGAGCUCUUUCUGCCAUGGACCUGCUGAGGAGUGGGAUGGGUGCAAGGGGGCUGGGGCCCUUCGUGCCGAUGCCCAUGCCCGAGUACCCGGCUGGUUUCGGAGUUGGACUGCAGGAAUUCAGGCCCCCCACCCUCGGAUUCCCCUUGGACGGGAUUGGAGGAGAGGGAGGAGGGCAUAGUGGUGGCGGCGGUGGUGGUGGUGGUGGUGGGUAUGGGGGUUUGCAUGGGGUGCAGGAGAAUGCUGGUGGGAGGCUGCUGUUUCCUUUCGAGGACUUGAAGUCUGUCCCUUCGAGCACUGCCGCUGAAUUUGAGCAAAAUAGAGCCCAAGUUGGGGAUCCUCCUGGGUUUUGGAAUGGUAUGAUGGGUGGUGGAGGCUCUUGGUAGAAUUAAAGAGGGACAGACAAGCAAGCAAGCAGGAGGCUUCCAAGACUCUUAAGAACAAUGGAGAAGAGUUGGUGUUUAUUUAACCAUUUUGUUUUUCCGAUGAUGGUGGUGGUGCUGGUGGAUAACUUUGUUUGGAGUUUGUUAUGGACUAACAGCAGACACAGGAUACAUGGAGUUCCUUCUGUUUACCUUCAUUUCUUUUCAUCUCUUUUUUUUUUCUUUCCCCUUCUCCUUGCUUCUCUUUUAGUUUCUCCUAUUCGAUCUCUGGUCUCUUUGGACAUGUGAAGCUUCUUUUUAGGUUGGCUUCAAUAGGGUGUCUUAGCAAAGUGGACUUUUGCCUGUAUGGUGAAAGAGAAGAAAAGAGGCCUACGGUGCCCAAUAUUUUUUUCUUUUCUUUUCUUUUCUUUUUCUUGCAGGGAUAACAUGGGAGGCGGUAUAACCCUAUUACUUGGUAGGGAUCGUUGCACCAUUGCCUCGAUGGAAACGGGUAAAAGAGAGAAGGAUGGGCACCCCUGUGUUAUAUGUUUUGAUGGAUUUGGAAAUAAUGUGGUAUUGUAGCUAGAACUCUGGAGUUUGAAAGAUUGUAUGGACUAUUUUAGAAAAAAAAAGGGGGGUGGGUUGAAAGAACGGUCUAUUUGUUUAUUAAAUUAUGAAACAAGGGGAUUGAAUGUAAUAUUUAUGUAAUAUUAUCAUGGUUCUCUCUUUCAUUUUUGGCUUUUUAUCUGUCAUUUUUCUCUCCACUUCUGCAGCAGGUCUUUGAUGGAACGUCGCAUCAUCCCAAACAAGAUUCUUCCAGCCAUGAGAGCACCAAGGGGAAGGAGAGGGAAUAAGUAGGUAUGACCACACUCACGCUCACUCAAGACUUUUCUUUCACUCCACAUGGUAUUAUAUCUUAUGUUAGACCAUUUGGAGAGGUGGUAAUGCGGGCACUUGUACUAUGUAACUAUUAUUUUAAUAAAAGGUACAGCCCCCCUCUUCACCCCUCCUUACCUUUUUUUUUUUUCUUUUCUUUUCUUCCUCUCCAUGGUCUCAGAAGAGAAAGCAAAACCGAAGUGGAUGAAUGGCCACUGAAGGAUGGAAAUUGGAGACCAAUUCCCCACCUGCCUCAACCUAAAGCUUCUCACCUAAUGAUUCCUGCACCUACUCACACCAUCUCCAUGCAUGAUUACCCCUUCCCUUGCCCUUCCUCCAUGCCUUGCAUUUAAAUAGCUGGCAAGCCAACUCUCUUCUCCAAGCAUCGAGCUUUGGAGCAGGUGGAGGACCCACAAACAUUCCCCUGGGGAUGAGGGCUGAGGGCUGAGGAAUGAUUCCCCCCACUUUCUUGAUGCUGAACUCAUUAAAUAACUCCAUCAUCUAUUUUAAUACUUCGUUAUGCCGGUGUUCUACGUUUGGUUGUCUGUGGUAUACCAUGGAAUAUAGCAUUAUGACCCUGAUAUCAUCCUAAGACUCUGGGAGGGUGCAACCCUCUCUCCCCAGUUUAUGAUCUUGACAGCAACGUCCUCCUCACAGUACUUCUAGUGCCAAAAUCUCGUCUUUGUAUAUUUAUUUGCUCUCUUUUUCGCAUGCUAUUAUUAGUUUAUUCUCA